AUGCAAGAUGAUCAACAAUCGAGUUGCUAUCCCUUAUGGAACUCCGCUGAUGCAUCCUUCUCACGAUGUGCUCUGCCGUACAUUGCAUCUGUCCCAGCACUUGUAAUCGUGUUCAUUGCGAUCAAGUACCUGCUCGGCAGUCGCUAUCUAUACAGAUGGCGGCCAAGAUGGACUCAGCCAUUUGUUGUAGAAGAGGAAAAUACGACAGAUGAGUUUCCGGUCGCACGUCAACGGCCUUCACUCAAGGCCUGGGCUCUUUUUGUACUUACCGUCAUUGGUCUCGGCGCUGAGAUUGUGCAGCUUGCGAAGAUACCUUUCUUUGGCAACGUUAUGCUCACAGUGGCCUGGUGUCUUGCCGCUAUUGUACUAGCUACUAAAAGACCACGAACAGCCCCUACAGCAUUACUCAUAUUCUAUGCAUUGGCUUUUCUAGUACAAUAUCCUGUCUUCAACGCUGGCGGCAACGGCUCUCUUUUAAGUCUCAUUGUACAUGAAUCAGUCAUCGCAGCUGCAGUGCUAUCAAUCAUCAUCAUUCUAUCAAUGCCAACUCGAGAUCCUACUUUACCAAAAGAAGGCAUCGGUAGAGUAGGCGGAACAUCAUCAGACGACCUGCGUAGUCCCGAGGAUGACCUGACCUUGUGGCAAUUCUUCACCAUCUCAUGGAUGUCACCUCUUAUUUCCGUCGGCCGGAAACGGAAGAUAAAUGAGGACGAUGUUUGGCUUCUAGGAUUCGAGUUUCAGCAUAGAAGGCUACACGAAAAGUUUCGGCAGCUUCGGGGAUCUGUUUUGAGACGCUUACUGCGAGCUAAUGGGAUCGACAUAUUUAUUCUUAGCAGUAUCUCCCUUGUACAGAUGGCUUGCAAUUUUUCUUCGCCCCUUCUCCUGCAGCAACUCCUGAAAGUGUUGUCUGACGAAAUCAGUGACAAAAGAGUAGCCAUGGUUUACGCAGCUAUCAUGUUGCUCAUACGGCUGCUGUCUGCGCAAAUCCAAGUGCUGAACCUCUGGUAUGGUCGAAGAUGUUACGAGCGAAGUAGAGGAGAAAUGGUCAUGAUGGUUUAUGAGAAAGCGUUGUCACGGAAGAAUACAUUCGGCCAGAAAGUGUCGACCAAAGAAGAACCAGAGAAUGGCACCGCAAGAAAUGGGCAUGCAAAUGGAAACAGCGAGGGAGAGCAAAGCAAAAAGAACAGAAAACUCUGCGGUCUAAUUCCGUGGAAGAGCAAAGACCAGAAAAAAGAAGUCGAAAAAGAAACCGCAUCCAUGGGCAAGAUUUUCAACCUCCUUCGAGGCGAUGUGUACGAAGUAUCACAGCGGUUUUGGGAAAUCAGUGAACUCAUCGAUAAGCCCAUCGGUCUCGUCAUUGCUGUUGUACUUGUCUGGGACCUGUUUGGACCUUCAUGCUUCUUGGGCGUACUAACCGUUGUCUUCUCUCAAGUCAUCAACGCCUUCAUCACUCGCUAUGUUCUGCGAUGGGGGCGGAUCCGCCGAGCCGUGACGGAUGCUCGAUUGCAGAUUUCGUCGCAAUUUGUGGAAGCACUUCGCCAUCUUCGCUGGUAUGGAUGGCAAAACCACUGGCUUCGGCAGGUCAUGGAAGCUCGUGACAAGGAGUUGAAAAUACAGAUUAUUACGAGCUUGUUGCAGAUUGCGAUUGCGUUCAUUGAGGUUUUUAGCAGUGGAGUGUUUCCUGUGGCUGCUUUGUACGGUUAUACGAUACUCGCAGGUCGACCCUUGAGUAUUGAUGUCAUCUUUCCAGCGCUCCAGCUCUUUACUAUGUUGGAAGAGCGGUUGCAAGAGAUUCCAUCCUUGAUCACAAUGUUUAUCAAUGCUUCUAUUGCGAUGGGUAGAAUCGAGGACUUUAUGGAAGAGCCGAACAAGGAGACAAAGACUGGGGAGACGGUGUCGGAAUCUUCACCAAUCAUGCUGGAAGACUGUUCGUUUGCUUGGCCUGGAAAGCAUGAUUCAGUCUUAUCAGAUGUCAGUCUGACUAUUCCGCAAGGCUUGACGGUCGUCUGUGGCGUGGUGGGUGCUGGAAAGUCUGCACUAUUGCAAGCUCUACUUGGCGAACUCGAUGAACUGAAAGGCGUUUCUCAUCUGCCGAACGAAAUGGUCGGAUACUGUGCCCAAACACCAUGGCUGCAGAGUAUGAGCAUUCGCGACAAUAUCCUAUUUUCGUCACCAUACAACGAGCAAAGGUACAAGCGUGUCCUCGAGGCCUGCGCCUUGGUGCCCGAUCUAGCCAACUUUGCGCAUGGUGACUUGUCGUUUAUAGGCGAGAAUGGCAUCGGAUUGUCCGGCGGACAAAAGGCGCGAGUGGCUCUUGCAAGAGCAGUUUACAGCACAGCUAGGGUUCUACUUCUGGAUGAUCCGUUGUCUGCGCUUGACCACAAUACAGCCGAAUCCAUCGUACGCAAAUGUCUGCUCGGACCAUUGAUGCAAGAUCGUACCAUUGUACUCGUUACACACCGUGUGUCCCUGGUGCAAUCCCAUGCUGACCAGAUCGUGGAAGUCGCCGGAGGCAAGGUUCGAAGCGUUGGAAAGCAGGAUAUUUCCGCCGUCCGGGAUGUCUACGAGGAUGAUACACAACAUGCGGACAAUGAGCAGACGGAGGAUGAAGUCUCGGCGGUAGUUGCAGAUAAAUUCAUCGAAGAAGAACAUCGAGCAGACUGGGGUGUGCAGACUCGCGUGUACUGGGCUUAUAUCAAAGCCGGAGACCUCAAAUGGUGGGCACUUCUUGUCAUAACCAUUACGCUUCACCGCGGCCUCGCUAUCCUGCAGUCCUGGUUCCUCAAGGAAUGGGGUGAAGCGUACAGUCAAUUUAUGGUCGUGCCCAGUUAUACGGACCUGAGAGCAAAAUGGAGUGAUCAGUGGGCAAUAAUGGGAGGUGUCCCGGCUGUUGCCAGCCAGAACAAUGUCAGCAUGCGCAGUUGGCCACUCGACCGUGACCAUAUCCCUUCUCCAGCUGACGAUGUUCGUCCUUGGUUGGCUCUAUAUUUUGGAUUUGCCGUUGUUCGAGCUGUGAUUAUGCUCAUAGCACGAUUAUUGAUGCUAGCGAUUGUUUACUGUGCUGGAAGAACCAUGUUCAAAGAAGUCAUGCAACGCGUCAGCCGCGCCACUUUCCGAUUCUUUGACGUGACCCCGGUCGGCCGCUUGAUGAAUCGUCUGACGUCUGAUAUCGGUACGGUCGACCGCAACAUCAGUCUUCAAUUUACAGGAAUAGCAUUCCAGAUAAUCAUUUGGGUCUCUUCGAUUAUCGUCAUUGCUUCAGUGACUCCUGUUUUUCUUGUUUUUGCAAUGAUACUGACAGCCUGCUUUGUGAUCAUAUUCUUAUGGUUUCUACCACUUUCGCAAAGUUUGCGCAGAUUAGAAAUGGUGUCUUUGAGUCCACUGCUCUCUAAUUUCGGCGAGUUGCUGCAUGGAUUGACUACUGUGCGCGCUUUUCACGCCGAGGUACGUUUCCAAGACCGCGUUAUCCAGGUCGUGGAUAAGUUUCAAGGCAUGGAUCACUUCUACUGGUCCCUUCAGAGCUGGUUGUCGUAUCGCUUCGAAGCAUUGUCAAGUAUCUCCACCUUUUUACUGACUGCCUUGGCACUGUACACGGAUGUUUCAGCCGGCAUGGUCGCUUUCCUCUUGGUGACAGCCAACAACUUCGUCAGCGCGACCCAUGCUCUAUGUCGACAAUACGGUCAACUUCAAAUGGACUUUGUCUCCGUGGAACGUAUCGACGAAUUACGCCACGUUGAAAUUGAGCCGGAAGGUGAAAUCGAUCCACCAGCCUACUGGCCGCGGUUCGGAAGCGACAUCAUCUUUGACAACGUCACAAUCCGCUACGCACCGCAUCUCGAGCCAUCUUUGAAUGAUAUAUCAGCCACCAUCCCUGGCGGUUCCACGGCCGCAAUAAUUGGACGCACAGGCAGCGGAAAAUCAACUCUAGCGUUGAGCUUACUAGGCGUCCUACAACCAGACAAGGGGCAAAUCCUCAUCGACAACAUCGACAUCAGCAAAGUCAACAAACAAUCCCUACGCACACGCAUCACAUUCGUCGCCCAGGACCCGAUACUGUUUCCAGGCAGCAUCAGAAAAAACCUCGACCCAACCGAUGAAUUCUCAGACAACGAAUGCGCCGAGGCCCUACAACGCAUCUGCGCGCGUCACGGCUGGACACUAGACUUCCAAAUUGAAGCCGGAGGCCGCAACCUGAGUCAGGGACAACGACAGCUCAUUGGUCUGACGCGAGCGGCGUUGAGGCGUAGCCCUAUUGUGAUAUUGGACGAGGCGACGGCAUCAAUUGAUCAUGAGACGUCCCUGGAAAUUCAAAAGAUAAUUCGUGAGGAGAUGAGGGAGAGUACGGUGAUUACGAUUGCCCAUCGGUUGGAGGCGAUUAGUGAUGCGGAUUAUUCUGUUGUGUUGGAUAAGGGCAGGAUUGAGAGGGAGGGGCGGGKUUAA
Molecule: messenger RNA, 4440 nt
Organism: Talaromyces amestolkiae
Lineage: Eukaryota; Fungi; Ascomycota; Eurotiomycetes; Eurotiales; Trichocomaceae
Exons: 4
Coding region: 1-4440 (1479 amino acids)
Biological process (GO): transmembrane transport
Cellular component (GO): membrane; fungal-type vacuole
Molecular function (GO): ATP hydrolysis activity; ABC-type peptide transporter activity; ATP binding
Source: RefSeq, a predicted model, not a curated record